Molecule: messenger RNA, 19510 nt
Organism: Monomorium pharaonis (pharaoh ant)
Lineage: Eukaryota; Metazoa; Arthropoda; Insecta; Hymenoptera; Formicidae
Product: histone-lysine N-methyltransferase 2C
Exons: 40
Coding region: 281-18775 (6164 amino acids)
Biological process (GO): positive regulation of transcription by RNA polymerase II
Cellular component (GO): nucleus; MLL3/4 complex
Molecular function (GO): histone H3K4 methyltransferase activity; histone binding; transcription coactivator activity
Source: RefSeq, a predicted model, not a curated record
GCGCGCAUAUCCGUUCUCCGUGAUUUUAGUACGCUAGUCGCGUCGCGUACUCUUCCGUUUGUACUGGGGUCGCUGGGGAUUCCGCUCGCUUACCUGUGUGUAUGUGACAUUUUUUUUCCAAGGGCCGUUUGCGCUGCUACAACAUGUUUACCUGGUUGAGCCGCUCUCGUCAUGAUAAUCAACAGUUCGUUGUCGAUUUCAUCAUGACACUUACGCCACUUUAUCGACGUGAGCAUUAAUUCUCAGCUUUACAAAGCAAAAACAGAGAGCGAGAGGUGUCAUGGAUGAUGAAGUACGUCUUGAAGGUGAAGAGGAGAUGGAGCUAGAUGAGGCUUCUGAUGGUGAAGAUGAAGAUGAAGAAACAACAGGGAUCCCAAUAUCUCCAGCUAACUCAGAUCAGUUGCUUGGACAGACAACACCAACAACUCCUGUUACACCAGAAGAGGCUUUUCAUGAUUCAUUGAGGUAUCCAAAGUUUCCAUUACCUGGAGGUAAACCUUUGAACAUUCGUCGUGGACCUGGCAGACCUCGGAAAGAACGACCUUUUGGUAUAACUCGUGGAGGAGGGACUAGAAGAUCCUUUGGAAGAGGUGGUGCCAGAGGCAAAGGAUUUGGAUAUACAAGGGGUGUACCUCGUCGCACUAAAAGUAAAGAUGAUGAUACACACUCGGAAUCUCCAAGUCCUUUGCGUACUAUGGGAAUGGAUGAUGCUGGUCCUGAUGGUAAUAGUGAACUGGGAAACUCAGUUGAUAGAUCGAUGCCUGCGCCUGAAGAACCUCCUUACUUUCCUGAACAAUGGCCAGGUAAAGUUUGCGCAUUAUGCAAUUUAGGCGAGAGGAGUCAGUUGGGACAAGGUGAACUCUUGCGUCUGACAUGUCCACCGGGUUUCACUCCCGAAAAGCCGUUGAAUCGCGAUGAAACAGCUACCGAUCAGCUUGUUAAUGUCGUUGUAGCAGGAGAUAAAAGUCCGCGUGCUACUGGACCUGGAAUUGCUGUUACCUGCCGUAGGCAAAAAAGUCUAGCCAAAUGCAGGAAUACUAGUCUAACUAAUUUCACGGAACCGGUGGAAGAAUUGACAAUCGUAGGCUAUUUGGAGGAACCAGAAGUUGGGGUUUUGUUUGAUUCCUCAACCAGCCAUUACUAUGCCCAUCAAUCAUGUAUUAUCUGGUCUAGCAAUAGUCAAGAUUUACUACCAGAAUUGGCAUGUCGUGCUGUUUUACAAGCUUCCUCCAGACGUUGUGCUUAUUGUUCGCAUUAUGGUGCUGGAAUUCCUUGCAAAGUGACAUCGUGCAAUCGUUAUUUUCAUUUUCCGUGUGCUGCAGCCAGCAGUUGUUUUCAAGACAUUAAGAGCUUAGCCCUUUUUUGCAGUCAACAUCUUGGCCAAGUACCGCUUUUACUGUGUGGAGAGGUAACUUGCGUUCAAUGUUAUGGAAUGGGCGAUGUCUCGAAUUUAGUGAUGUGCUCUGUGUGUGGCAGCCACUAUCAUGGUAGUUGUUUGGGUUUGGCAUUAUUACCUGGAGUGCGUGCUGGAUGGCAGUGCACAACUUGUCGUGUGUGUCAAGUUUGUCGGCAACCCGAGGAUGUUUCAAAGGUAAUGUUGUGUGAACGAUGUGACAAGGCUUAUCAUCCUGGUUGUUUGCGACCAAUUGUCACUUCCAUUCCAAAAUAUGGUUGGAAGUGUAAAUGUUGUCGCGUGUGUACCGAUUGUGGUUCACGUACUCCUGGAGCAGGGCUAUCCUCCAGAUGGCAUUCUCAUUAUACUGUCUGUGACUCAUGCUAUCAGCAGCGCAACAAGGGCUUCUCUUGUCCCCUUUGUAGAAAGGCAUACAGAGCUGCAGCUUAUCGUGAAAUGGUUCAAUGUCAUGGUUGCAAAAAGUUCGUCCAUGGUACAUGCGAUCCCGAAGCCGAUCCGCUUACUUAUCAGCAGCGCAAGGAAGCGAAACCAGACUAUGAAUAUGUCUGCCUACAUUGUAAGAGUAUUGCUAUGGUUGCUAGACGGAAGGACAGUAUCGAUGAAGGCGACUUAAGUCUAAGUGCUUCUCAAGAAAGUCUCGAUGGCGAGUCUUCUGAGUUAGAUUAUCCAAGUGGUUGUUCUGAAGAAGCGCUUUAUUCGGUUGGAUUAGGGAAAGGGAAACCGUUUUGUGCUACAAAGAUUGCGAAGAAAAGAUUGGGGAUUAGCGGCGGGGUUAUCGGUAGGCCAAAAGGUAUUGGGAAAUUGGGAUAUCAGAAAAGACAAAAGAUGACAGAGUUUGGAAGGAAGAGAGGGCCUAAGGGAAAGAUGAGGGGGUUUUAUGGAAUACCCGAAAUGGGCUUGCAGAGUCCGAAUCCAGAUUCAUCUCAAUCAAAAGAAGAAGAACAGCUUGGGGGUGAGAAUAGAUUAAUUCUUUGUUCGGCCAAAGAUAAAUUUGUUCUAACUCAGGACAUUUGUGUAAUGUGUGGUUCAAUUGGAAUGGAUCAGGAAGGUUGUUUGAUUGCGUGCGUACAAUGUGGUCAGUGUUAUCAUCCAUACUGCGCUGGUGUUAAAAUUACCAAGGUCAUUUUACAAAAGGGUUGGCGAUGUCUCGAUUGUACUGUUUGUGAAGGUUGUGGUGAACGAAAUGACGAAGGUCGUUUGAUUCUUUGCGAUGAUUGCGAUAUCAGCUACCAUAUUUAUUGUAUGGACCCACCUUUGGAUUAUGUUCCGCACGGUACAUGGAAGUGCAAAUGGUGUGCACAAUGUCAGACUUGUGGUUCCAACGAUCCUGGUACCAAUUCAUCUUGGCAGAAAAGUUAUACCCAGUGCGGACCCUGCGCUUCUCAUACCGCUUGCGCAGCUUGCCAAGAAGCUUAUCAGGAAGGUGAUCUCAUUAUUCAAUGCGUACAAUGCGAAAGAUGGCUUCACUGUGGUUGUGAUUCAAUUAAAAGCGAAACUGAAGCCGAACGCUGCGCCGAAGAAGGUUACGUUUGUCUUCUUUGUCGUCCUAGAGAUGUUCCUCCUCCACAUCUUCUUUCCAAACCUUCAAAAUUUGCUCGGUCAUCUUCUCCAUCUCAAAAUCGGAAUAUAGAAUUGUUUAAAGCUUCCUCACAACAAUAUUUGGUGGAAGGGGUAUAUCUUUCUGAAGCUGGAAUGAACCACAUUAAAUCUUUAACCGCAGAACAUCAGCAACCAAGGAAAAAGAAAAGAAAACAGCCUCAGAUGGUUGACAAAGAAGCAGAUAUCAUGGCGACUAUUGAAUCUGUUGUUGCUGGAGGAAGUUUAGAUAAUUCUUUGGAGGAAAAUAAAUUAGAAAUGAUGGAUGUCAAAGAUGAACCGGAGAUAGUGCUGAAAGAAGGUAUGGUGUGGAAUCAUCCUCCUCCAGAAGGUUUCAGCAUUUGCACUUCGGAAAACGGACUACCUGUUUUACGAAGAAAACGUCAAAGAAAUCUACAAAAAUUAGGAAUUGGAGGAUUUAUUGUGAGAUUGAGAACUAGGAAGGACAAGGAAGAAGAAGGAGAUGCUGAAAGACCUGGGGAAUCUUCGAUUGUAGGAAUGGGGGACGAUAAACCCCGAAGAAAACCUCAAAGAAGAAAGCCGAAAACGAAACUAGCAGAAUGUUUUCCUAUUUAUAUGCAAGAAGCAUUUUUUGGCAAGGACUUAAUGGAUACAACAAAAGAGAAAGACCUUGAAAGUAGCAGCGAAUCCGAAGAGGAACAAAAAGUUCCUGAAAAUGCUAAUACAAUUCAGUUAUCUCAAGAUGAAUUGAAGGUAAUGGAACAAGUCAAAGCGAAACGAGAAAAAGAAGAUGAAAAAAUUAUUCCUGAACAAAUUAAAAGAGAAGAAAUUGUGGAAGAUGAUGCGAGUGAUACUGAGGCACUCGGAGAUAUUUUACCAAUUUCCGGGGAUUUAUUGGACAGUGAUUUAGUGAAUACAAUAAUGAAUGAGAAUGAAGAGGACUUAGCGAAGGCAAGCGAAGCAUUAGACGAAUUGGAUGAUGCUCAAGGCGGAAGUAAAGAUGAAUUGACAGAUAUUCUUAGUCCACAUUUUAAUUUGGAGUCAAUGGUUAGAGAUACUGGAUUACCAAAUAUGGACAGUAAGGACAUCGAGGAAAUAUUUAAAGGUGUUUUGACCGACGAAUCUCAGGAAUCUCAGGAAUCAUCGGUGUUCUCUGUUCAAGCUCAAACUUCACAUCCCUCAUCGUCUACUACUCCCCUAGUAUCACCAUCUCCUCAUCCUGGUGUUCAAACAACAAUGCCUUUAGCGAGACCUCAAGUACCUGGUGCUCUACCUUCAGUUGGCCAAUCAAAUUUAAAUUCUCCAAUGAGUUUUCCACCGCCUUCGCCAUAUCACUCUGAAUAUAGCAAUAGUCCACAGUUUAGUCCAGCAUUUUCGGAACCACCAAGUCCAUGGGUGAAUCCCGAAGAUGAAGGAAAUGCUUCAGCAAACAAUCUUCCCAUUUCAAGCAACCAAAGAAACACUAUAAAGAUGGAGGCUGACGAAGCAUUGGGUUCUGCAGCCACAAUGUCAUCAGUUCUUUAUGCGAAUAUGAAUCAUCCUGAAUGGAAAACUGAAUAUCCAGCAUGGUCUGAGAGAUGCAAGCAAAUCCAAAAAAAGUGGCGAACGCUUCCAAAUGAGAAGAAAGCUCCAUACUUGACUCAAGCUCGAGAAAAUCGAGCUUCGCAAAAUCGUCUGAAGAAACCACAGCCCUCCAAGGAGACACCACCACCAAGCACCACCAAUACUAUCAUCACUACCAAUAUAACCACCACCAAUACCACCACCAUCAAUAUGAAUACCACUACUACUACCACCGCUAUGACUACCAUCAUCACCAAACCCGCCGCUAUGACGGCUCAGCAGCAGCAACAGCAGGGAGUGGGUCUGAGGCCCAUGGAGAAGCAAUCAGGAAUGUUAAUGGCUACUGGAAUGACGUCAACUGGCAGCAAUCAACAUCAGGAGGUGUGUGGGGUGCAGGGAACCCCGCCCAGCCCUUCCCUCUCUCCUGAGGCUCCUAAAAACCUACAGUCAUCCGCCUUGCAAUCGUGCACAACACCGGCUUCUUCAUCCUCUUUAUCUUCUUCUACACCUUCCUCUUCUUUCUCUCAUUGCAACAAUUCGGGUGAAGGGCAGCAAUCCCUCCAGCAACGUCCACCCCCCAUUGUCGUUAACAGCGGCGGCGGGAGCAGUAGCAUAGAUCAGCAUCAGAUCCGAGUGCUCACUCCGUCCGAGAUCAUGCGCACCCUUCCGUCCCUCAGCCAGGAGCACUACGACCCUCCACCUCCGCCACCACCACCCACUGCAAUUGUUCACACUGUGCCUCCCGUACAGAACCAUCACCACCACCACCACCACCACCACCACCACCACAACCACCAUCCGAAUAACAUUAUGGAACAGGAUAGAAUAUUAAACAGAGAUCGAUCUACCAGAGAAGCUGAACAGGAAAGACAAUGGAAACAAAUGCAAGCCUUACGUCAACAACAAGCACAAUUGCAGCAGCAAGUCAUUCAUGAGCAACGCGUACAUGCAAUUACUAGAGUACAUAGACAAAUCAGUGAGGAAAAUGCAUCUCAACUAAACAAUGAACUAAAUAAUAAUGCUACACCUGCAUUGACGGUACAGUUACAAGUUUCCACGGCGCAAGAUUCAAGCCAACUGACUUCUUUAGCUUCUCCUUCUCGCAAUACUUUUGCUACGCCCUCACUUAAAGCUCCCCGCAGUAUGACACCUCAGUCACCCCAUCAUCAACCUAUGGUACGUCUACCUGCGCAAACUCCUUGCCGUGGAAUACGUCCAGGUUUUCCUCAACCACCGUCUCCUUUUUCACCGCAAGCACCUCAAUCACCUCAUGACUUUCCACAGUCCCCUGCUUCCUCUCAACCUUCCCAGGAGUCGCAUUUCCAGCGUUUCGAGGGUAAUGUUUCAACUCCUGCAUCUCCCUAUUCAUCACCUCAGACACCAGGUACACCCCGCACUCCUGUGUUUAAUCCUCCACGACCCCCCGUUUAUGCUCCUCCUCCUCCUCCUCCUCCUCCUCCUCCUGCAACAUCGCGAACUCCUGAUCCUUACAGCCAACCGUCUGUCACUCCUACCUCCGCCCCUGCUGCACCUGGUUAUCCGUCGCCUAGAAAUUCUGAAACUCCUCGAACACCUCAGGAACAAGAGGUGGUCUUCGGGCAACAACCUGAAGUCAAUAGACAGUUGAGGGACUUGUUGCAAAGGCAACAGUUUAAUAAGAAGAUUGAAGGAGUUGGUGCCAAUUGGGUUCAGGACGGACAGAAUAAUACGGAGAAUAAUCAGCAACAGUUUGAAUCGAAUCAUGUGCAGCUUCAACAACAUUCUCAAGUACAAAACAAUUCUAGCGAAGGCACUUUUAGACAUCCACUUCCGCCAGGCAUUGUUAGGCCCAGAAUGCCAGUUCAACCGAAUGUCUUAAUAAGAAAUUCCAUUGGAAUAAACUCGCGACAUCCUGUAGCAGGAAAUAUUCAGAAUCCGAUUGACCAUCGUACCAGGACGUUACUGCAAAAUAGGCCUCAAGUAACCAAUUUACCUGCUCAGCAGCAUUUUCAGGCAACUCAAAAUCUCCAAACACGAAUGCCAGCAGCGAGAAAUGCAAUUUCUGAGCCUUAUGAUAUUUUGCAGCAACAGAGAUUUACAGAUGUCAAUCAAGCACAGAAUCAGCGUGCUGCGCGGACGACACAGGAUAAUUUAAAUCAAGGUAUUCGUAUGUUGAACUCGGCUCCAGGGAUGAUUCGACCACCACUUGUACCCACGACGAUGAGUGAUACUGCGGGAGUUGCUACUUCAGAAGCAUCCGAGAUUCCCGAUAAUGUGACAGCUGAAUUAGAAAAAUUGGAGCAAGAAGGAGCCGGUCCGAUAGUCGAAGUCGAGGGGGUCAGUGCAAUAUUGGGAGAUUUGGCUGAUGAUGAUGAUGAACUGCUCGCUGAAAUGGGAGCGGAUUUCAACAUUUUAGAAUAUGCGGAUCCUGAAUUGGAUACAAUCGUCGGUGGGGAGAAAACGAAUAUUCUUGAUUUGGAUCUCGAGCAAGUUGAAGUUGAUUCCAAAGAGGAUAAGCAAAAAAAGGAAACUAGGGAUGAAGAUCAAAAACCAGAAUUGACUGGUCCAUCCUCUGGAAUUGCUGAUUCUUGCUCGACGAGCACAAAUUUGACUCUGACAGAAAAUUCCAAUGUGACGACAAUGACAACAUCGCAGACAACACCGCAGGCAAUGCAAGCGCAAGUUGUACAGUUGCAUCAGCAAGUGCAACAGGCAGCAGCAAUGGGUCGACCGGUGCCACCAGGUACAAGGCUAGUUUCACCAGAUGGGGCAGUUUGUGGGGUAGUAACAUCCACAAAUACGGUAACUGUGAGUUAUCCAUCAAGUUUUCCCGGACAUCCGCAGAGACUUCCGCAAGCGCAUAUACAAGUUUCACAACAACGGCUGGGCAUGCGAGUAGCUGCAGGGGUGCCAAAUAUGGCUGGCAGAGUAGUUGCUGUAAAUCACAUGAUUGGCCCUCGGAUGCCGUUAGCUCCGCCGCCACCGCCACCUCCACCACCUCCGCCACCACCUCCUUAUCCGGGACCACCACCUCCGUAUCCUGGACCAAUACAAAUGGGACUGUGCCCGAGUGGUGGUGGUGGGCGAGGUAUGACACGACCCUCGGUUCAUAUGACGGGGCACCAGGUACCGGUGACGGGUCCGCCAAUGGGACCUGUGGUGCCACACCCUCACCGGAGACCUUUGCUUCUGCAGUCGUGUUCACAGGAGCAGCCAUUAUUGCUGGAGGAGCUGUUAGAACAGGAAAAACGUGAACAAGAAAAGCAACAACAGCAGCAGCAGCAGCAGCAACAACAACAGACUGAAAAUGUUACUGGAGGAAGUCUUUUGAGUGACAGCGAUUUUGAAAAACUCAAAGCUGAUGUUUUGGGUACCACGUCGCCUCCUCAAGGUAUGGUACCCGUGAUAAGACCACCUUGUACGGCGAGAUCACCAUCCGCGCCUAACGCUAACUGGCAACAAAGUGGCGUACCUGCUGAUGGGGCGGCAAAGCUAGCAGCGACACAAGUGGGCUCGAGACAGCCGAUUGCCACCCAGACUCCGCCUGAACCAAGAGUGACUACGUUUAACAUUCCUCAAAAACCAGCACCACCGACUCCACCAGAUAAUAUAGUUAAUGACCAAGAUCGACAAAUACAGAUACAAUAUGAACAAUGGCUUAAUAAUCAACAUCAAAUAUUAAGUCAACAAUUGAAAUAUUAUGAGGGAGAAGUACAAAAACUUCGUAAAAUAAAAAAGUCUCUUAAUAGUAGGCAACGCCAACUUCGUAAAUCUGGUAACGAACUACCAGAGAGCGAUGCCGCUGAAUUGCAACGGAUUUCUAGCGAGCAAUCUAUUCUUCAGAAACAUUUAGAUUCCUCGCGUAAGCAGGCACGUCAACACACCAUAUUGGUUCAGGAGUAUCAGAGUAAACAACAACAACGACAGAAUCAAUCCCAACCAAAUGAACCUUGUUCUCCGUUAAUGUCACCUUCUCAACAUUCUCCAAUGCAUUCUCCAGCAGCGUUGGUUUCUCAAAGUCCUGGCCCCAGCAUGAUUCAGCAUUCACCAGCAACUCCGUCAAUUGUUCAACAUAGCCCAGGUACACCGCUGCUUCAACAUAGCCCAGGCAAUCCUCAAUCAACAAAUCCGGGUACAAUGUCACCUCAUAAUGUUCAGCAACAAUCACCAAGAAUUGGUACUCCUCAUUCUCAAGGUGAUGAAAGUCCCUUCAGCCCUGGACCAAUGCCUUCUCCAGGUCUAUGCAAUCCCAACACUACGCGAAUGACGUCACCACAACACAGAGCUAUUAUUGGUGGAAGAUUGGCAACUUCUCCCGGUGCCUUUACGCCAGAGACACGAAAUCAGCAACAAUUGAUAGCUGAGCAAGGUGUCAGAAUUCAUAGUUUAACUCAGAGAUUUGUCAGACCACCGGAAGGAGCGCAGAGAAGAGGAGGUAUUGUUUAUUCACAAUCAGGACAACAGUUGUUGAAUCAACAACAGCAUCAGCAGUUAUUACAAAGGCAACAGAUUAUUCAACAACAGCACGAAGGUAUUUCUCAAGAUCAAGGACAAGGUUCUAUUGUUCGGGGAACACUACAACGCCAGCAAGUUUUUCAACAGCAGCAACAUGAGGGUGUUCCUCGACAACAAAUUCUUCAACAGCAACAAAAUGAUAUUUCUCAGGAUGGGCAGAACGUUAUUACUCAAAGAAAUUUGCAAAUGGUUCAACAAAGACAGAUUCUUCAACAACAGCAGGGUGAUAUCAUUUCGCAAGAAGGUCAGAAUGUUAAUCAAAGAAAUUUACAAAUGACUCGACAACAAAUUAUUCAGCAGCAGCAACAAGAAGGCAUUUCUCAGGAUGGACAAAAUGUUGUUACUCAAAGAUCAUUACAAAUGACUCAGCAACGACAGCAAAUUCUUCAGCAACAGCAACAAAUUCUUCAACAACAGCAACCCGAAAAUGUUUCUCAGGAAGGACAAAAUUCUAUUAAUCAAAGAUCAUUGCAAGUAGUUUCACAACAACGGCAACAAAUUCUUCAGCAACAACCACAACAAAAUGAUAUUAUUUCUCAAGAAAAUCAUAAUGUUGUUACUGCUCAAAGAAAUUUACAGAUGGUACAACAACGACAACAAAUUCUUCAGCAACAACAACAAAUUCUUCAACAACAACAUGAAGUUGUUUCUCAGAGUAUUUCUCAAGAAGGGCAAAAUUCUAGAACACUCCAAAUGAUUCAGCAACGGCAGCAGAUAUUUCAGCAACAGCAGCAACAAGAAGCUACUUCUCAAGAUGGGCAAAAUGUUACUGUUCAAAGACAUUUGCAAAUAGGACAACGACAGCAGCAGGAAAGUGUUUCUCAAAAUAUUUCUCAAGAAAUUGGACAAAAUGUUCAAAGAACAUUACAAAUAGCACAACAACGUCAACAAAUCCUUCAACAUCAACAACAUGAAAAUAUUUCUCAAGACGGACAGAAUACUGUUGCUCAAAGAAAUCUACAAAUUACUCAACGUCAACAGCAAAUUCUUCAGCAGCAGCAUCAACAUGAAGAUGUUUCCCAAGAUCACAGCACUCAAAGAUCACUGCAACUGGCUCAACAGCGAACACAAAUUUUACAUCAACACGAAGGGGUUUCUCAAGAAGGACAAAAUAUAAUUGCUCAAAGAUCUUUGCAAUUGGCUCAACGACAACAGAUUCUUCAUCAGCAACAACAUGAAGUUAUUUCUCAAGAAGGCCAGACUUCUAUUGCUCAAAGAUCACUUCAAAUGACUCAACAACGUCAACAAAUUCUUCAUCAACAACACGAAGGUGUUUCUCAGGGUAUUUCUCAGGAAGGACAAAAUUCUAUUAGUCCAAGAUCACUUCAAAUAGCUCAGCAAAGACAGCAUAUUCUUCAGCAACAACAACAACGGCAAUUCUUGCAAAUGCAACAACCGCAACAGAAACCACCCAACUCGCCAAUGAUGUCUCAACCAUCAAAUUCUCCUAGCCCGCAACUGCAUCAGCAACUUCAACAAGGUUAUGGUCAGCCUCCAAGUUCACCUAUGGUGCAACAGACAACAAUGGGAUCACCGAUGCUUCAACAACAAUUAAAUCCACCUUCACAACCUCCUAGUCCAAUGAAUAGGAUUUCACCAAUGCUUCAUGGUAGCCAUCAUCAUUCUUCCGCAAAUAAUCAACCGCCUAGUUCUCCUAUGAUGCCUAGAAGUCCUAUGGUAGCCGGAUCUCCUAUGCAGAUUCAGCGAAGACAGUCUACUGGAAAUAGUCCAGCUAUGCCAGAUAGACCCCAGAGUGUGGAAAAUCCUGGAACUCCAAGAACACCUCAUACACCUCAUAAUUUUGUUCAACAAAAUGCUAAUUUAACUAUAACUCCAAGCGAUCAGCAACAAGUGUCUCAGGAACAAACUUCUUUAUCAGAUAAUCUUUCUAGAGGCGGAGGAAAUUCCAGUAAUUCGUUAAAUCCAAUUCCUUCUCUUGAUGAAAGAAAAUCAAAAUAUUUUAAAUUGGGAUUGAGAGGUGGCUCAUCAUAUGAUCAGGAGAUUUGUCAACAAAUUUCUCAGCAACAAGUUUCUUCAUCAGAAGAUUCUAUUCAAAAUAGAGAAAAUCUAAAAUUCACAAAGCCAAUGCGAUUUCCUAAUUUUGGACGGUUUGGGUGGUUUAAAUUAGGCCUAAGAGGUGGAUCGCCGAUGUGGUCAAGCAAGGCAGAGAGUAGCAAGAGUACUAAAGGGUCUGAAACAUCCCAGGUGAAAAGAGAUCAGUCCACAGAUGAGAAAGCAAAUACUUCCACAAAUCGGAAACCCAGAGUUAGCUCAUUAGUCUGCGUUGAUUACAAUGAAUUCGACGACGAUUCGCACACACCGCCACAAGCUUCGCCAACUUUGGAAAUAAAAUCAGCUGGUCAAAGCUCUUCUUUGACUUCUUCGACUUUAGAUAAUGGAUCUCUGACUUUGGAAAGUCCUGGAGAAAAACUGGAACAACUUCCAGAUACGACGGAUUAUGAUGAUGACAAAACUAUAGUUAAUACAGAGGUAACUUUGAGUUCUACAGCUCAGCGAGAUAGUGACGAUAUUACCGUAAUUGAACAGUUCGGCGACUCGGAGCUGGUUGAUGUUAUUUCGGGAACUUUAGAAGGUGACAUGCAGGAAGAGUAUGUUCUCUUUGAACCUGGAAUGGUAGUAGAUCUCUCUGCUGAUAGCAAUGAUUCUCUUUGUCACGCUUUAGUGAAUGAUGCUGGUCAAGGUCACGACUUAGUGCAGAUUUUAGAGAUUGAUAAUUCUGAAUCUCAAUCAGAAGAACCGAUUUUGAGUGACGAAGAUUUAGUCCCGUCUCAUUCAAGGAAUAAGAAGGGUCUUAGACUCGACAUAGUGAGAACUUUGCAAUCUGGAAAGAAACUAGUUGCUGUAACUGACACUCCAGAGUCUCCAGAUCAAGAAGAACUUCGUGUUGAUCCUUCCCCGGGUCCUUAUUUGGAUCAGUCACCUGAUCAAGAACUUAUGGUAUCUUUAGUAAGUGAGUCUGAAGUGGUUAUCAUUGACCACACUACGAAAUCCCCUGAAGACAAUCUUUCUAAAGGCUCUUGCGACGAAGAGAUUGACAAAACUGAUAACAACAUACAAACUGAUAUUUCUAAAGACAAUACAUCUAAUGAAGAUACGACAGAUGAUCAAACCAGAUCUUUAAAACAAAACAAAAGUCCUACAAAUUUUAUUUUUUCAGAUAAAUCUUAUACUAAAAUACCAGUUUCAACUAUACACUCAACAAAUAUUAAUAUAACAGUCUCAAAAUCGACAGCUUCCUUAACAAAUACUGCUAUUUCUUCAAAUUCGACUUCCAUAAGUUCUAUUAGUUCUAAUUCUGAAUUGAAUCAAAUUUCAGUUCAACCAAUUAUGACCGAAGCUAAAAUGACAGAUCAAUUUGAUUUAAAGGAAGUUUCCUCUUUUAGCAAUCAAAAAAGCGUCACAUCGUCAACAAUGGCAAGUAUUGUAGCGGAUGCAAAAAUUGCUGCAAAACUUAGUCAAACCACUCUAGAGAAUAUCUCCAAUUUUCAACAAGACAAAUCGAACUCGAAAAUUAUCUCUGAAAAUGAAAUGCCGAAUAUAUUAUUCUCAGAGAAACCUUCAACAACCUUUUCGAGUUCGCCAAAUACAACGAAACAAUCUUUGAACAAUCCCACGAAGUUAGUAUUAGGUGUACAAUCAACUUCUGUGACGCUCUCAACUCCAAAAAUGUCGAUUCCGGACCUAUCAAAAAGUGAUAGUAUCUUAAAGAACAAAGAGAAUUUAACAGAAAAUCAAGAAGGCCAAAUAAAGAAGAAAGAAGAGAAUAAAAUUCAUGAUAAAACCAAAAACGAGAGCGAUUCUUUGGACAUAUCAAAUACUUUUUCAGGGUCAAUCGAAGAAAAGAAGGCUGAUCCAUUAAAUACUACAGACGAAUUAGAGAGUAUGUUAGAGGCCAUUCACAAUCCUGCAGAAAAUGUUGAGAGUAAAAACGAUACUCCAACGACGACUUUAAAAAGAAUGUCACCUGUUACCGAUGAUCUAUCGCUUGUGAACAUUCUAGAAAAUGACACUGAACCGGUGGAAAAUGAUAAGGAACAAACCUGUUCAGAUACUGAUAUGCAAAAAGCAACAAAUAAAUCGGAAGAAAUCCAAAGAAACAUUGAAGAAAUUAAUAAUGACAAAAAUACACUUUUAAAUGAGAAGAAUUGUCAGGAAGAACUAUGUACUGAAAUGGAAAAUUCUAAGCCAUUUCUUCAGCGUUGUUUGAGUGAGGAAAAGACUUUAAUGGAGGAAUCUUCUGAUGAUAUUUUGGAUAUGUUACACAAUAUUAUUUCGUCGAAACCAGAAAUGGCAAACAGCGGCGAGUUGAAAUCGAGCCUUUACCAGAUGCCAACGCCAUUGGAUACUUUGCCUUUAAAUAUUCUUCAGGAUUCAUUAAUGGAUUUAGAACAAGAAACUCUUGAAAACGAUCAAAUUUCUUCAACUGAAGCUAAAAAUGAAAUAAAAACUCAAAAUACUGAAGUAAAAAAGAAUUCUCCAGCAACAAAUCAAGCUUCCACUUUGGUAGUUAGUACCGUGGCACAACUGCAAAAAAGCACGACAACAGUUCCUCAUUUAUCUCCACUCUCAAAGCCGACAGAAUUGACUUCUAAUGUAGCCAACGUGUCUCAUCAAUUGAGAACAUUGUUAUCAUCGUUACAGAGCAAUCAGACAACAAUAAAUCAAACUGGAGUGGUCACUAUGGUUACCUCAGCGAAAUCUGGAAGUAUUUUGUCUACUUCUAGCUCUUUAUCGACAUUGAAUUCGUCAAGUAAUGUUCAGAGUGGAGUUUCAACCUUGAUGAGAUUAGAUCAAAGUCGUCAACCUAGUUUGAUCAGCAACACUUCAAAAGAUUCCGAAUUGGUAAAAGAGAAAAAAGAGUUAAAAGAAGGUAGCGGAGUUAAUACUACUACGGCUUCAAAGGUUAAUAAUAACGAGCAAAUCUUUAGGGUGACUUCUUCAGCAGCAACUUUGCAGACUAGUACAGCUUCUAUUUCAAGUACUUCAACUGUAGUUACUUCUAGAACCGUUACAACUUCUAUUUCCAUCACUUCAUCAAACGUCAUGUUGAAUGCUAUGCUUAGUACUCCUUCUUCGAAACCUUCAAUUGCUGGUCACAGUCGAAGUAACACGGCACCAACGACUCAGUCUGCCAAUUUUUUGAGUUCUGUUUUGCCAUCGACUUCAAUACAGCGCUCACAAAAUCUUCAAGCAAUUCUUCAAGUCAGUUCAGGUGGUUCUACACCCUCUCGAGUAUUAGUAAAUACUAGUUCAGCCGUAACCAGUUCAAUGCAAUGUAUUAGGACCAUUGUACCGCCUUUGACAACUUCUAGUGGAGUUUCAAGUCCCAGCAUUCUUCAAUCAACUUUAUCACAAGCUCCAAGUCUUCUUUUGAAUUCUUCUAAUCAGAACCAAUAUAAAUCAUCUGGUCUUCUAUCAAUAGAAAAUAAACAUAACGAACUUGAAGGCCAAUCUACAACAGUGAAAAAGGAUUCUGAAGAGUCUAAAAUACAAGAGAAGAAAGAAAUAGAUUCCAAUAAAAGUUCUUCUAACACUUUAAGAUUAGAGGAAUCCCAAAAUGUGUUGUUAAAACAAUUAUUGCAAAAUACAGCAUGUGCUACAACAUCUUCAGUAUCGAUGCAAGGACACAAUCUGCCGAAAGUUCCUUCGUUGGAAGCGCAAUUAGCUCGACCAGUUUUACCUACACAAUCAUCUUUCCCGCCUCAAUUGCUGCACGAUACUCCGAAGCCAAAAGGUUUUAGAGAAACUUCUUUUUUGUCUCAUUCUGUUACAUCCUUAAAGGUUCAAAGUUCGCCAACUAAAGAAGAAUCUGUUAAGCCUCCUCCUCCAUUAUCGAGUACGACACAAAGAGCACAAACUGAAAGUUCGAAGCAACAAACGGCGAAGUCAGUUUCUACUUCUUCAGUAAAUUCUUCGGAAAUUUCUGUAUCGAGUCAACAGCUGGUUUCUUCAACGACAAUAACAACAACAAUAACAACAACAACAACAAAAACAUCUCCGAAUAUUUCUACGAGUCAACCAGAAACAUCUGGAAGUCAGAGUAAAUUGGGAACUGGCAUCGGCGAAAGUUCUCAGAUUCAACGUGUUACUGUUUCUAUUUCAAAAGCUGGUUUACAAAAUAAGCCGUUAGUAACCUCUGGAAUAGCUUCAAAGAGUGUUCAAUUAGCGACUAGUAAUGCUAGUAAUAUAUCUGGAUCGCAAACUCAAGUUCAACAAUCCCAAAACCAAGCACCAGUUGCGCAGAAAUCAACCGUGGUACAACAAGUUCCUUCUUCUUCGACUACUUCCGUUCAACAACAAUCUGUUCAGCAACAAGUGCCUCAUAGCCACGGGGUUGUCGUGAUUCCAUCACCGACUGUUGUGGCGUCCGCUGCCCCAUCAGGUUCCAACACAGUGCCUUUAGUCGAAGUGAAGAAGGAAAUUGGUCUUGAGGAUGUUUUGACUACUACAGGCACAACGCCAGCCAGUCAAUUACAGACGGAUACCAAAGACUUUAUUACUACCAAAGAGGAACUCAUAGAUGGUGCAAUGGAUGAUAAAACUGAUCUUAAGAAGUUAAAAAGGAGACAGUAUCAACAGAAGAGAAAGCAAAGCCAAGGAAAAGAUGCCGCAACUGCACCUCAGAAAAAACGUUCCCGUAAAGUCUCGCGUCUCGAUGAAGAUUAUGAUACAUUUGUAGACAAUUUAAUGGCUCAAUUGCGGCAGCUUCAGCCAAUGGUGGUUUUGGAACCCCAUCUAAGUCGAAAUUACGGGGUGUGUCCGAUUUUUGGUUGUGGAGAUCUUGCUAAGAUUGGAAGUCAAAAGGAUUAUAAUCCUAGAAUUGGUGAUUUGACUGGAAAUUAUGGAUCAGCAAAUAUAUCUGGAAUUUCUGAUCAUUAUAAUACACAGCCAUUUGGAGAACUAGACCCUCUACCACCUCAACAACCUUCGACUACGCAAAGAGGAUUUUAUGAUCAGGAAUUUCCGCCUUUGAAGUUGGAUGAUACUGAUGAUAAGAAAGAGAAUAUAACGUCGAAUCGCGAUGUGGACUCUCCCGAUACUAUUGUGAGUUCGUCUUCGCCUGAAUGUGUUAUACCAGAAUUUAUGCAUCGUUUUCCCGGACUGCGAUUGAUUGAGGAAGAAUCGGAUGAGGAAGCGGAAUGGCUAAAACGUGUGUCACCCGUUAUACCUCUGAUUUCGCCGAUUCCAAUCAGACUGAAACCUAAUUACUUAAAAGAUGCAGCUAAACAAGAUAAAGAGAAUCUUGGAAUGCCCAAGCUUGGCAAGUCUCCUCCAAUUCCUUUACGAGAAAGCGGAAAUGUUACCGUGACUUUAACUUUGAAUAGUCAGGCUGCUGACGAUAUAAUGGGUGUACUUAAAGAUCUUGCUAAUAUUUUGAACAUAACACCACCUGCUGGUUAUCAAAUAGUUGAACGCACUACUACUCCUCCCAGUCAGAAACUUGGGUUGUACAGGACAAAAGGAAAGGACGGCAAAGAGGGUACUCCAAUCGAUAUACAAAGCAUUUUGAACGGUGCAGCAAAGUUUUGUCGUCAUUGUGAUGUUGUGAUACUUAACAGUUUAAUUCGAAAGAAAGUAUCGGAUUUACCAUUCUUGAGCAAAGAAGAAGCUGAACCGGGUGAUGAACUUUGCUUCUGUUCGGCUGCUUGUUAUGUGCAAUUUGCCCUUAUGCAUCGAACACCUUCCAAUACUCAGGAUAAGGCUGCAACAAUAGUAGACCAUCUAUGUCAUAAAACAGAUGCAAAAAUAUUAGAAGAAGACUUAAAAAGUCUGAGGAAAUUCCCUAUCAAACAGCAACAACAGCAAAUAGAGAGGCUUGAAAAUAUAGAGAUCAGUAAUGAGUCAACAACCGAGAUCAAAGUAAAAACUGAAAAAUUAGAUAAUGUCGAGAGCACAGAAAACGAAGAAAAACGAUCGAAAAAACAUUUGAGUAGUGAAGAAAUCGGUGAUUCUAUCGAUUCCCAACCACCUACGAAGAUCUGGAAAGGUUUGAGAUAUAAAACAUGGUCGAUAGGAGCCCUGCAACCUGCAACUAAAUUUAAAAAACCUACUGAUAGGGAAAUUACCGAGAUGCUAUUUCGUAUGGGAAUCGCAGUAGCUCCUGCAAAAGCCGAAGAUACCCGUCGUUGUGUUUUUUGCAAGAGUCAGGGUGAUGCAACAGCCGAUGGACCAGCUCGAUUACUUAAUUUUGAUGUGGAUAAAUGGGUACAUCUCAAUUGUGCAUUAUGGUCUAAUGUAGUGUAUGAAGCACAGAGUGGUGCACUCAUGAGAUUGGACGAAGUCCUGCAAAAUAAUCUUGUACAAAUGUGCAUUGUUUGCGAAAAAUCCGCUGGCACGGUCAAAUGUUAUAAGCCAAGAUGUACCAAUUGCUACCACCUAGUAUGUGCUCUCAAAGACGGCUGCGGUUUCUACAAAGAUAAGACUAUGGCUUGUCCUCAACAUCUUAUAAAAGAUAAAGAUAAAGAAUUAACUACACUUUCUGUUCACCGUCGUGUUUAUGUCCAACGUGAUGAAAAUCGUCAAGUUGCUGCGGUGAUGCACCAUUCCGACAAUAAACAUCUGCUUCGUGUAGGUUCUCUUAUCUUUCUCAGCGUCGGCCAGUUGCUUCCUCAUCAACUGCAAAACUUCCACACGCCAAAUUAUAUUUAUCCGGUGGGCUACAAAAUCGUGCGUUUCUAUUGGAGUAUGCGCAAACCCAACAAACGUUGCCGUUAUGUUUGCUCGAUCCACGAUGUUUCUGGUCGUCCGGAAUUUCGUGUUCUAGUCCAAGAACCUCUUCAAGAGGAUGUUGAACUGAGAGAUGCUACUCCACGAGCAGUUUGGAAUCGAAUUUUGGAACCACUGGCAGAAUUGAGAAGAAGCACGAAUUCUGUUCAAUUAUUUCCGAGAUACGUUUCGGGAGAGGAUCUGUUUGGUUUGACAGAGCCAGCAGUGGUACGGGUGCUGGAAAGCUUGCCUGGAAUCGAGACUUUAACAGAUUACAGAUUUAAAUACGGACGUAAUCCGUUGUUGGAACUGCCUUUGGCCAUCAAUCCAUCCGGGAGUGCACGGACAGAGGCACGAUUACGCAACCAGCUACCGUGGAAACGACCACAUACACAACGUACAGGAGGCUUUGCUUCACGUGGCGUACCAUUUGGUUUGCCGACCUGUGGUGCUGCUGCAACGAUGGGCGGUGGAGUUUCUUCAACAUUAGUUGCAGCAGCUGCUGCUGCCGGCGAAGCCGCUUCCUGUCCAUACUCGAAGCAAUUUGUGCACUCCAAGAGUUCGCAGUACAAGAAGAUGAAGCAGGAAUGGCGUAAUAAUGUUUAUUUGGCAAGAUCUAAGAUUCAAGGUCUGGGACUGUACGCGGCGAGAGAUCUGGAAAAGCACACAAUGGUGAUCGAGUACAUUGGAGAGAUCAUUAGGUCAGAGUUGGCGGAAACGAGAGAAAAACAAUAUGAGGCUAGAAAUCGCGGUAUAUAUAUGUUCCGACUGGAUGAGGAGCGAGUAGUGGAUGCAACUUUGUGUGGCGGUCUCGCUCGCUACAUCAAUCAUUCCUGUAAUCCCAACUGUGUUGCUGAGACUGUUGAAGUUGAACGCGAUCUCAGGAUUAUCAUUUUUGCCAAGCGUCGAAUUUCACGUGGCGAAGAACUGGCAUAUGACUAUAAAUUUGAUAUUGAAGAUGACCAGCACAAGAUCGCAUGUGCUUGCGGCGCACCCAAUUGUCGUAAGUGGAUGAACUAAAAAAAUCAGGACGAUGACUAAUAACAGAGAAAAGAAAUAGAAAAAUAAGAAAUUAAAGAAGAAAACUCAGUCUCUCCACCCUGCCCAUUGUUAUCAUUGUUGCUAUGUUAUAUAAGUUUAUAGGAGUGAUCCAGGGUUAAAAACUAAGGGAUAGAAGAAGUUGUGGUGCUAAUCAGAGACGCCAUCACAUUCCUCCAAAGUGUUGUAAAAAUAUAUAUAUAUAUUAUAAUUGUCGUUAUAUUAAGAAAAAAUAUCGAUUGCUUGUAUAUUGUAUACGAGAUGAGAAAAAAUAUUGAAAGAUCAGGAAAGGAGGAAAAUGGGUUGUAUAUGAACGAGAGAAAAGAGAAUUACAAUUUUUGUGCUUUUGGUCCAAUGAUAAUUUGUUGUAAUAUAAAAAAUUUAUAUUAAUAAUAAUUAUUAUCAUCAUGUAUAAUUAUAAUGAUAUGGACAUUGUAGACACACGCAUAUCGUGUGCACCGCACUGUUUCGGUGUAUGUAUGUAUGUACAUGAAUACAUGUGUGUGUGUGUGUGUGUGUGUGUGUAUAUACACACACAUAUAUACAUACUUACAUAUAUACAUACAUAUACACAUAAUACGAAGUAGUUUUAUUUUCGAAUCACCUGAUAUGUAUGUAAAGCGCAAUUAAGAAAUUCUGAAACUAUUUGGAAGAAUUGUAUACAAUUAUUAUACCGAUUUCAUUAUGCGACUGAUUUUUAAUAAAAAAAAUAUUCCC